Molecule: messenger RNA, 9195 nt
Organism: Gryllus bimaculatus (two-spotted cricket)
Lineage: Eukaryota; Metazoa; Arthropoda; Insecta; Orthoptera; Gryllidae
Source: the annotation of a GenBank genome assembly
GACUGCGAACCGCAGCCCGGAGAGCAGGCCGAAGUGUUGAGCCCCGCGGACGAGCAGCCGCAGUACAUCUACCCCAACGGCUACGUGGACGGAGUCAUCUACGUCAACGGUGGCUACGAGUGGUACGACCCGUACGGAAACGUGACGGUGGUGGUGGGGCCCGCGCCGCCGUUCGCGGGACCCGGCGGCGGCGCGUCGGUGCUGGCGGCCGUGCCGUGCCAGCCGCUGCCGCUACAGCCCAUAGAGUGGUUCAACCCUGCGUACGGCGUGCCCUACGUGGCGCCCGCGCUGCCGCACUGCCCGCGCGAGCGCGACCGGCGGAAGCGCUGCUCGGCGGACUCCCAGCCGCAUCCCCCGCCUCAGCCGCAAGCUUACAUGUACCCGGGUGCCUAUAUGUUCGGUCAGCCCAUCUACAGCAUGAAUGGAAUAACGGUACAAAGUACCCCCCAAUUGCCUCAAAACACAGAUAACUCAGGGUCCAAACGGCGUAAGAAGAAGCGCAGAAGGAGGCGACGACGUGGAGGGGUUGAUGAUGGCUCUGAAGAAACAAGUUCUGAUGAAAAGGAUUUAGAGGAGCCUGCAAGCCUAACAAGUCAAGAAUCUUCUCAAGAAGUUGAAUCUGAUUCUAAGAACAGUGCAGGAAGUGCGAGUUGUCCUACAAUUGUUGGAUGUCCAGAGCUUCCAGAAAGAACACCAGAAUCCCCAUCAUCGUCUCCAUCCCUUUCUCCAUCGUUAUCCCCUUCACCAUCACCAUCUAAUACAACAGAAGAUAAGACUGCUUUGCCCAAAGUAAAUUGUGAAGACACCAAAACACAGCAGGAGAAAAUAAAUGUAAGAUCUGAAGGUACCACUGAAAACGCAGAGACAUUGGAAACUAAAACAUCAUUACAGGGUGCUGACUUGUCUUGUAUUCCAAAUUUCGAUGUUCAUAAACUAAAUGAAACAAAUCUCCAAACACCAACUAUUAUUCAAAAUGGUGAUUCUAAUGAUGGCCCAGUAUUAGUGAUAGAUGCUUCUAAAACAAAUGGAAAUUGUCCUGUAGUUGGUGGCAAAUCUUUUGAACUAGACAAUAAUUUACCUGUAACAAAUAGUUUUUCAGUGUCUGCUUGUGGGGACUCAGAGGUAGUGAAUAGUGCUGGAUUUACAAACGAGUGUGUUACUAAAAAUAAUGUACCAAUUUCAAAACAAAAAUCCAAAGGAAAAAAGGGAUUAAAAAAUAAUAAGCAAAAAGCUCAAUUUCCUAUUCAAAAUGGUUUUUCAGAAGUGCAAAUAAAUGAACAUUCUUCAAAAUCUCACGGCACUCCUACAGAAAUGGAUGGAAAUGAGACUGGAGGCUUGGCAGAGGAUAAAAGUCCUUCCAUUUCAAGACAACCACAAUUAACAUCAAAACAGGAUAAUGAUUUUAAGAGUGAAAGUGAAACUUCUUCAGGAAGUACAUUACACUUGGAUAAUAAUAUAACUAAAAACAAAGUAGAUUUGCAUUCUCAUUCACCUGAAGCUCCCAAAAAACCUGUGAGAACACAUCACCAAAAUCGGCAGCAACCGAAAUCACAGGUAGCUUCAACUCAGCAGCAGCAACAAGAAGAUGAGAGUUUAAAUUUUUCCUCUGUUAUACAAACAGGCAGUGAGACUAUAGGAGAAACAAAUCUAACCCAUCCUGCUGCUGUACUUCAGUCAGAUUCAAAAACAAAUACUGAUGUUCCUGUGACAGUUGUGCCUGUAUCUGAAUCAAAACCAUCUGAAACAGAACUGGAAAACUCUGAAAUUAAUUUUAAUAAACGUGAUAUUAUUGAAAGUGAUUUGCUUAAUAAUAAGCAAUCUGUUCAGCUUGAGAGAGCUGUUUGUGAAGAAAAAUUUAAUGCUCACGCAGAGAAAGACACUGAAGCUGCAAGUCAAGAACAUAAAGAAUUGCCCAAUAAAGAAACUCCUAUUACUUCUCAAGAUGAACAAAAGAUUUUUAGUAAAUUACCCAGUACAGGUGAUUUGAGUACAACAGAAACUCAAAAAGGCAUUGAGAGCUGUGAUACUAAUGAGAAUAAUAAAAAUGAUGCUCAGAAGUCUCUAUCUAGUGUCCCUGAGUGGGCUACAUCAACACCCCCUAUUCCUCCACCAAGGCGCAAAAAAUGGCAACCAAAGAGUUCUGUUGAACGUCCUCCUACUCCUGGAAGAGAAUUAGAAGUAAAGAAACGGGGAGAAAUUGUUGACGAUAGUUCCAGUAGCUCAAGUCGUGAAAGUGAGGAAUCUGUAAUAGAUCUUCUGUCAUCUAGUCCUAAUGAUAAAUCAAAAGAUACUAAAGAAUUCCUGCAUGAAAUUAGAUAUGUAAAAUCUGAUACAAAUAUAACUACCAAAACUCUUACAGGCUUGGGUGCAUCACCACGUACUGAAUCACAUAAAGAACUUGUGCAAAAUAUAAAAUUGUCAAAAGGAAGGGGUGAAGCAAGAGUACAUGAAUUAAUUGAUGAGCAUGCCUCGAAACCAGAUGAAUCCAUAUGCAUUUCUAAAAAAUCUAUACAGAUUUCUAAAGGGGACCAAUCUCGAAACAAACAAUCUGAACUUAAAAGUGGAUUACUUAGAGAGGAAACUAUUUCUAAUGUUGGCACACACAACAUUCAUGUAGACACAACAGAUAAAGCAGCUAAAACAUAUGCUGAUGAUUUGGCAUGUCAAGUAUUAGAUGAAGGCCUAUCAAGUGCUGCUACCUGUAUAAAUAAAACAUACCAGACACAGUCUCUCUCACUUACAGAAGCAGUAACACAAUGGCUUCAUAGCCAAGAUUCAGAAGAAGUUUUACAGGUACCUCAGUUACUAGAUUCUGAGAGUGAUAUUGAAGAUGUAGAAGAAGCAAGUGAAGAAGAAAUUCAAAUGACCGGUCCAAAAAACGUGUAUCGCAACCCUUUACUUGCACCAUCAUGUGAAGCAGAAAACAUACGUGAUGAUGCAGGUAUAAGGGUUGCGAAUCUUGAAAACAAAAAUACUCUAAUUAUACAGGAAGAAAUUGAUACGCUGGAAGUGAAUGUGUUACCCGGUUCAGAAUCUAUGAAAAAUUCAAUUUUCAGUGAAAAUCUUGUAAACGAAUUAGAAAAUCAAUAUUUGAUUGAACCUAAAAAACAAAGUUGUGAAAUCAUUAAUGAUAAAUUGAGUAGUAGUGUAAGCAGUUCAAAUUGUACACUAAUGCAAAAAGAUGAAGAAAAGAAUAUGUUGGAAAAGUCAGACACGAAGGAUAGUAGACCAGAUACCCAAGGCCCCAGAUCCGAAGAGUGGGAUAGUUUUACAAGCGAGUCAGUAGAAUACGAUGCUGAUUGGGAGUGUGAUCCUGUACCAUUCAAAAAUUCAUCUCAAGUAUUCACUAGAGAAGAUGAAGAUUCUAAUUUAUCCCUGGAAUCCACUGAUGAUAAAUGUUCUUACAUGUGUGACCCCAGUCUUUCUGUUGCAAAGUACUACAGGCUUGGCCCACCUCCAGAACGGGAAAUUAAUGUCAAGGAUGAAGCAAGUGAUAUUGAUUCAGGCAAGGAUGAUGCUAAUGAUGAUGAGGGAAUGGAUGCUUUAAUACAUUUUAGAAAUGAAUUGGAAGAGUAUUCCCAAGAAGGAGUAAGUUCUUUUUCUCAAAGGUUGCCAAUGGGCAGCCAACCAGUGUGUCCUACAAGGAAUAAAGUAGAGGAAGAAAUACUUCCUCGUAAAAAGAGUGAGGAAAUUUAUGAUUUAUCGUAUGAUGGUUUCACUUCUGAUAGUGGUAUACACUCAGAAGAAUCAUGUAAUGAAGAUAGUCAUAGGGCAAGUAAUAGUUCAAAAUCCAUAACUGAGGCAUUUCAACAUCAUGUUCAUAAGUCAGCUAUUCUUCUCAGCCACUUAGGAGCUGAAGGUCCUUUUCCUUGUGGUGGAAUCUGCUGCAUAUUACAAUGACAAAAGCGGAUAUUUUUCUUAUUUCAAGAAGAUACCCAAAUUGAAGGGUGUACGUGUUCAAUGGUAUUCCAAAAUGACUUAACUGGCAGAGUUGGUACAUGAAUUGUUCAAUAAUAAAGAGAGAAAAUCACCAUCUUCUUGUUUUAUUGUUGUAAAAAUUUGAAAUGUUAUGAAAUUUGUAACUUUGUCGUUGUUAAGUUUGAUCAGCUAUAAACUGUCAAUAAAAUAAUGAAAGACUGCUAAGCAAUAUAUGCAUAUGUAGAAAGUGGGUAUGUUGUUAUUUUAAACAUGUAUAUAUGCAUGCAUCUUUCUCUAAAAAUGUGAAGCUGUUAUUAUGCAAAUGGGCAUAUAGUGACUAAAAUAUGAAAUUGUGAGAGCGUAAACACGAGUAUUAACUCGUGAAAUACUGUUUGUUAAUGUAGUCUUUAAAAUGUUAAUAUAAUAUAUUUUCAAUUUCAUUUUAUUAUCAAGAUUGUUAAAAAUGCUUUUUUUAAAUGAUGAAAAGAAGCUAUUUUCAAAAUAUUGUUCCAUGCAUUUAACGAUAUUGCUGAAAAUGCAAACAAAUGUCAUCCACUUUUUUUUAAAAAAGCACAUUAUCAUUUUACAGUGGUUACUGUUAUAAUAGAGCAUACCUACUUGUGUAAACAAGUGAUUACAAAUGGAACAAAAGAAAGUGUGUUACUGCGAUAGUAUAUGUGUGUUUAACCAUGUUGCAAAGAUGUUUUUGUUAAGUUUUGCAGUUCAUAAAGUUAUCUUAGAUUUAUGUCAAGACAUACUCAAGGCCAAAUGAUCAACACUUAGAGAUUGCUAAUUUUGAAAAAGUCAAAAUAUUAUUUAAUUACUUGAAAAGCAUGCAAAUUGAAUAUUUCUAGAACAGUCAUUUUUCUUCUCUAUUUUCACUAGAGGUGGCCAAUAUUGUGGUUUGUUCUUUUUUGUCUAGUUUAUAAAUGUAUUAAAGAAUAAAAUGUAGUUGAUUGCAACCAUAAAUACUGGUAGACUGCACAUAUUAUCAUUAAAUUAAUUUGGUACUUUGGUAUAAAAGAAAUAAAGAUGGUUCAUUUGAGCUCAAAGUUGUUUAUGUACUGGUAGAUGGAUAUGCUUGUUGAAACAGUAUUAAUGAAGUGUUAAAAUUAAAAUAAGACAGAGAUAUGAAAGGUGUCAAGGAGUAUACUUGCCAAAAUUGUCUCUACAUGAAAGUUGUUUGUGUUUUUUUUUUUUUCAAAUACAAAAUUAAAUUACAAAAGGAUAUAGUUUGUGUUCUCCCCUUUUCUUCCUUGUUCAUGAACCUUGAUUUUAACAUGCAAAUCAAAGUCAUUGCUUCUGGAAGUAGUGCUUGGUGCUCAGUCGUGUAGUGUUCAAAGCUUAAUGAAAUCUAACAUAGUUUGAGUAUUUUGAAGUACCAAAUUAAGUGCUAGAUGAAAACUUUUAACAAGUAAAGGAAACACUAAAACGUAUCUUCAGCUAGACAAUUAAAUAAAUCAAUAAGUAAAGUAUCUGUUUAAUCUUUAAAUAUUUUGUAGCUGAAGUAACUGCAGAGGACAACUGCAGCACUUCCUCUUAACUGGCAGUUCAUUGAUAUAUUGAGAGAAUGAACAUAAAUAGAAUGAUUUGAUAGGAUUAACUCAAUUUGAAAAGAACAUUAUAUGGGUUCUUGAGGUUUCUAGAAAUAGAGCAGAAGGAUUAUGUAAAAAAAAAAAAAUUAGGAAAUCAAUUGCAGUUAAACAAUUUAAUUUUAUGAUAUUGGAACAGACUCUGAGACAUAUGUAUAUUGGCAUGGCCACCUUUAUGAAAGUAUAUAGGCCUAUUUUGAUUUUCUAGCCUCCUGGUUCAUAUUUAAAUGGCGCAAAAUAGACCUUCACUUUGUGAUUUAUCGAAUGGGAUCUGCAAAUAAUUCAUGUACUUUUGUCUUGUACUAUUAUGAUGCAAUGUGACAAAACUCGCUAUAAUUUAUGAUAUAAACAAACAAUAUACUAUUUGUAGAUGUAUGUCAGAGUGUGAUUAAAGUCUGUCCGUCUGUUAGUGGUAAGAUUGUUACUGCGAAGAGUGUUUGUCACCUUUUUUAUAGUACCAAAUUUUUAAAUGCACAAUAAAGCACAUACUAGCGAUAAGUAAGAAACAGAAAAGACAUGAAACACCUUAGAAAUAUAUUGUGAUUCUCAUCGCAAAGUGAAGGUACUAGGCACAUAACAUAUGUAAUCGUUAUCAGUAUAGAUGUAUGAAAUAGAAAAAUGUAUAUCUUUAAGAGUAAGAAAAGUGCAUACCAUUUUCUGGACAUGGUGCUUCAAAUGUGAAAUAUGGUACUUAAAGUGUGCAGUGUUAUGAGAAAAAAGUGUUUUGUUUGUAUAUAUUUGUUGUCUACUUUUUGAUUAACUCAAAUGGUGUAUGUGAAGGAAAUGUUCCAGAAAUAAGAGCAAUCAUUAGCAUUUACUAUUAAUUUUAUUGUUACUAUCUGUGAAAGCUCUCUGUCAUGCUAAAGAAAAUAACUCAGUCCUUAUUUCAGUUUACAAUAUCAACCAAUGUUUGCCAAGCCCCCUCCUGUAUAAUCAUGUACUUCAUUUUUGAGGGACAUGAUAUACACUGCAUUGUAUGUGAAAUGAAGCCUUCCUUUAAUGACAGACAUAUCUCAUUGUUCAUGAAUUUUAAUGAAAUUCCAUUGAUUCAGAGCAGAACUAGCCAGGUCCUUUUUAUAAGCUACAUGAAAAAAGAUCUUGACUGCAAGCAUUAAUCAGUUGUAAGAAAUAAGACUGACGGAAGAAACAUAAGAACAGGCUACUUGUAUCGGGUGCUUUAUAGUUGUUAGAACUAUUCUAAUAAUUGCCUUGAAGAUUAAGAAAAGCAGCAAAACAUCCAGUCAUUAAUUGCAGUCAUAUGAUAUAAUUCUUGGAAGAUAAAAUUGCAAGGCGUAUAAACAAGCACCCACAGGUAUUCAAAACAUUAUUCAUUUCCAAACUAUGUAGAAGACGAAUUAUCAAAAUGCACUAUUUGCAAAAUAAAUAAAUGUGAUAAUAUUCUCUGUUGAACAAGAUCAUUACCUGAAUCAGUGUCAGAUUCAGGGUUGCACUUGUAGAAAUAUUCAGAAUGCUAAUGGGAACAGUUCUUUAUUGCUAUUGUUAUUGUUGUGUAAUUGUUGUGCACACAUUUCAUUAAAAAAAUGUUUAAAAAAUUUAAUUUGUCUACUUACCAGGAGUAUUAAGAUUAUAACCUUUUACAAUACUUCUACGUAAUAUUAUCUCCCUCCAUUUUCACCUUCAGUUUCUGAAAAAUGUUGUUCAAAUAUGUAUUUCUAGGAAUCAAUCACAUUUUCUUUUUAUUAUUUUAGUUACAUGUAUAAAAGUGCAGAAGUACUGGUCUUGCUGAACAAAAUUAAAAUUGAGUGUUUAAAUUAAUCUCUCAAGUAGUUACUACUUGAAAUUCACUAGUAAUAAAAUCCCAAAAUAAACCAUUAUGAAUUUACAAUUCCGAACAGAUUUUCCAAAUGUUAAUUUCCCGUUUAUAUAUAACAUAAGUUGCAGACUCCAAAUAUUACCCUCAAAAUCCUGCCUGUGGUUGGGGCCUUUUUUCUCUAAGACAGACAUUGGCUAAUUCUACUCCAAUCCAGUCAUAUUUUCUUGGUACCAGUAUAUUGCUCUCCACUGGGGCUGUCAUCCUCAACUAAAAUGUAUUUUAUGUUCUUAAUACUGGUUUUGUUGAUAAAAUGUUUUAAAUUUUAGAGAAGAAGUGUCCAAUUAAUGGUAUAAAAUUAGGAUUUAAUAAGAGAAAAUAUAUCAGUGUUUUAGAUUGCUGGACAGUUCUAUAUUUAAAAAAGUCUUUUAAUUCCUUUCAAAAUAAUUUGCGCACUGCUAGUCAUCAAAUGUCCAUAAAUGUCAUUUUAGUUAAUGUUUCCAUAUUAUUAAUUUAGCAAUAGAUAUCAUGUGUCUUAAUAAUAAUGGGUACUCUUUUGCUUCAGAAUUGGAAUUCAAGUACAUGGAAGUGGUGCUUUCUUGCUGCCAAAUUAUAUAUUAAAGAAUUCAUUCUUAAGCACAAAGUAUGGGUCUGAAUAUUUAGUGCUGGUAUGUGUUUUAGCUUACUCCCUUCAAGUUGUCAGUAUUUCACAAAUUUUGAAAGAUCAUUAAAGAUGUAUUUUUUAAAACAAUCUGUGCCUUAGCAAUUGCAGAAUGGAUUGAUUGCAGAUUUUAGUUGCAUGGAAAAAUAAGAGUUGAGAUUUUAAUAUAAUUCUUGAUACAUAUCAAGAAAUGUACAUUGAGUUAACAUCAAUAAUUUGUGAAGUAAAUUGAUGCAGUGAUGGCUGAAAUGUUUGUUUCAUUUUGUCUCCUUUUCUGUGAAGCAAUGUAUACAUAUUUUGAGUAUUAAUGGACAGAGAUGUAAGGGUAUACAUUUUUAAGAAUUCAGUUCAAAGCAUUGCUGUGUCUAAUUUUAUGUACCAGCAAUGAAUCUCUGUUGUCUAUCAACUCAUCUCUUCUUUCAAUGUGUCAUUAUGCUUUGCAAUAAAAAUACUUCUUGUUACUAGAACUUCACUACAGUAUUUGUUGUAUUAGGAUUACUAGCCUAAUGAUUGCACAAACAAUUUUUGUGAAUUAAUUUCUUUGGGUUUUUGAUAUCUCAUAAAAUACAUGUAAUGCUAAUUGUGUCACCAAUAUGCUGCUAAUUGUUCAAAUGUUGCAACUGUCUUUGAUCUUGAUAUUCUACAACUUCAACACAUUAAUCCCAGAAUUUGGUAUAUUUUGCUGUUAUUCUUUAUUUAUGCAUUGGGUGAACCAUUAUGUAGGCCUAUGGUAUCUUUGUACUUUUGGUGACAUUAGUAGAAAUGACAUGGAAGUGCUUUUUAUGAGGAAUUCAUAAUCAUUGAUACACAUAAUAGGGCAUUUUUGUCCUUGAUCAAAAUUUGUAUGUGAUAAGGGCUGUCAUUGUACCACUCACAUCCCCCAAAAUAUAUUGAACAUUAAUAAGGAGGAGUAUAUUAUUGUAGUGAAACUGAAAUUCCAACACCUUUAACUUCCUUUACUUAGUCUCCUUCACCAGGUGUAAAAGUGUGUUCAACAGAUUUUCAUAUUUCUACCAGAAGAGAGAAUGUAAAAACAAAACUGCAUUAUAAUUUUUGAGAGAUUGGUGCCCUUUAUUUAAUGAAUAAAUAGACCAGUGUUGUCAUAGGUAAUACCACAAAUGCUUUGGAAAUUGUUGAUGAACUCCCGACAUGCAAAAUAAGGAGGGGAUUUAUCUGAGAAUUUCCGAAGCACAAGUGGUAUUUAACAGGACUAUUCCACAAGUGAAAUUGUCCAACAGAGUUCCAAAAUGCAC